GAGUUCUGCACAAACUCGAAUCCGCCCCCUGAGUCAUUCGACUUUACACUUGACCUGUCUUGGUCCAUUUUGCCACUUCGUCACCGCGAUCACGGUUGUUUCGACGACGUCAAGCUGGACGACUGCGGACACCGCCCCGCGUUCACCAUCUCGCGUGUCCAACUCGUCGCCCGAUUCGCAGAACGGAAUUCUUCUGAAUCGGCCGCCCUCGGGCUCGACUGCUUUUGUCAGUCACGAGAUUAUGGAAGUUUACGAAGCGAAAGCUGUCAAAUAUUUUCUGUUUGCUUUCGCGACUCGAUUUUGUGUUUUCAGUUUUCAGCCGUCAAAGGAAUUGCGAAUGCCGACAGCGCUGUCUAGCGGCAUUGUCGGAAAACGUCUUCUCAUUCUGGUUCGCCAAGAAGUGGCGGGAGGAGGCGGGAGAGAAAUUUUGCUACGCGAAUUAUAAAUAUAAAUAUUUUAAUCAUUUUAAUAUCCUUCGACUCUUUAUUUCGUAAAAUGCUCUAGCAUUGAGUUUAAAUUUUUCUUCUUUAAUUUAAUUUCUUUAAAAGAAGAGCUUAUAUUUUAUUUUAAAAAUAUAUUUUACUUCAUUACACUACCAAUGAAUUGUUAAUUGAAAACAGAUUGAAGUCCGCAGCAAUCAUAUUAGUCAUAUUUAAUUAAUACUGAAAUUCAGUGACCUCUCUUAUUGCUAGAGACUUACACUAUAAGAGUUUAACGUUCAAGAGGAAAAUAAGAGGCAUAAUAUUUUACUCAUUCGUAUUUGAUUUAAUUUUUAUCUCUCUUACAGUUUUCUCCUCCCUAUCUGAAUGAGCACCGAAAAAUGGCAGGCAUGAAGCAGUUUAAGAUUCUUGUCACUCACCCAGAGAUUCCUUCCGUUGCUAUAAGAAAACUUGAAGAAAGAUGUGAGUUGGUUAUCUGUCCUGAAGUGCCGUAUCCCUCACGAGAGCAAAUUCUGAGCAAAAUCUCAACCGAUUUUGAUGGAAUUCUAUGGCUGUCCAAGCACAGAAUGGAUAAAGAAGUUUUGGAUCUGGCUGGACCAAAGCUGAAGGUUGUUGCCACAGUGGCUGUCGGUUACGACAACAUUGAAGUGGUAGAGGCCAAGAAAAGGGGCAUCAAAGUGGGAAACACGCCUGGUGUCCUUGAUGCUGCUGUGGCAGAAAUCGCCGUCUGUUUGCUCCUCGAAGUCGCCAGGAGAGUUCCCGAGGGCCGAAAUUGCAUUUUAGAGGGUAAAUGGGAGGCAGUGCGUCCGCAAUGGCUUUUGGGCAAAGAUUUGCAAGGUUCCACUGUUGGAAUUGUCGGACUUGGAAAUAUUGGCCAGGCAAUUGCCAAACGACUCCUUCCUUUUGGCAUUGAAAAGCUCAUCUACAGUGGCCAUAAGAGGAAGCCGGAAGGUGAUAAGCUUGGUGGAAUUUUUGUCAUCUUCGAUGAAUUGCUCAAGCAGAGUGAUUUCAUUGUUGUUGCCUGUCCUUUGACGGAAGAAACCAGGCACUUGUUCAACGCAAAGGCCUUUGCUGAAAUGAAACCGAGUGCCAUUCUUGUCAACAUAGCCAGAGGAGAUGUCAUUGAUCAAGAGGCUCUGAUUUCUGCACUCCAAACUGGAAAAAUUUGGGGAGCAGCUUUGGACGUGAUGACCCCUGAGCCACUGCCCUCGGAUCAUCCUCUGACCAAGUUGAAGAAUUGUGUUCUUGCUCCGCACCUCGGAAGUGCCACUGAGAAAACACGCGCUGCAAUGGCCAUGCUGGCUGUAGACAACAUUCUUGCCGCCCUCGAUGGUUCAGAAAUGCCUGCCCCUCUUUAAUUAAAGCUUGAAUUGCUUGCUUCUUAUAAAAAUUCAUAAUAAUUUUCAAAUUAAAUUCUGAGUGCAUUCAAUGGUAUUGAAACUGUUGUUAAUUGCGGUUAAUUGUAUUACCUUUACAUCACUAUAUAUAAAUAUUUAUGUGCAGCAAAAUUUGCCAUGAAUAUAUCAUACAUCUGAAUAAAUUUCAGAA
This is a messenger RNA of Neocloeon triangulifer, 1988 nucleotides long. Its product is annotated as glyoxylate reductase/hydroxypyruvate reductase-like. Gene Ontology annotation, molecular function: glyoxylate reductase (NADPH) activity; hydroxypyruvate reductase [NAD(P)H] activity; NAD binding. The record is from RefSeq and is a predicted model, not a curated record. Bases 821 to 1798 code for a protein of 325 amino acids. NCBI's taxonomy places the organism in Eukaryota, Metazoa, Arthropoda, Insecta, Ephemeroptera, Baetidae. Gene Ontology annotation, cellular component: cytosol. The transcript is spliced from 8 exons.